This is a messenger RNA of Sus scrofa (pig), 10881 nucleotides long. RefSeq names its product post-GPI attachment to proteins inositol deacylase 1 (gene PGAP1). NCBI's taxonomy places the organism in Eukaryota, Metazoa, Chordata, Mammalia, Artiodactyla, Suidae. The record is from RefSeq and is a predicted model, not a curated record. Gene Ontology annotation, cellular component: endoplasmic reticulum. Gene Ontology annotation, molecular function: phosphatidylinositol deacylase activity. Gene Ontology annotation, biological process: endoplasmic reticulum to Golgi vesicle-mediated transport; GPI anchor metabolic process.
GCACUGCGCGGCAGGGGCGCGGGCUGGCCGGGCGUUCACGCAGGCGCGCGCCGCGCGGGCUUUGCUCCUUUGCGAGCUGCGGGGCGUUCCGCGGUUCGCUCGGUCAGAGCUGGCGGCCUCGCGGCACCAUGUUCCUUCACUCGGUCAAUCUCUGGAAUCUGGCGUUUUAUGCCCUCAUGGUCUUCAUGGCGACUCUGGGGUUAUGGGACGUCUUCUUCGGUUUCGAGGAGAACAAGUGCAGUAUGAGCUACAUGUUCGAGUAUCCGGAGUAUCAGAAAAUAGAACUUCCCAAGAAACUGGCAAAACGCUAUCCUGCAUAUGAAUUAUAUCUUUAUGGAGAAGGAUCCUAUGCUGAAGAACAUAAAGUUCUCCCUUUAACAGGCAUUCCUGUUCUCUUUCUUCCUGGUAAUGCUGGAAGUUAUAAGCAAGUUCGUUCUAUUGGCUCUAUUGCUCUUAGAAAAGCUGAAGACAUUGACUUCAAAUACCACUUUGACUUCUUCAGUGUGAAUUUCAAUGGAGAACUGGUGGCACUGUAUGGUGGAAGUCUUCAGAAGCAGACUAAGUUUGUUCACGAAUGCAUUAAAACAAUUCUCAAGCUCUAUAAGGGUCAAGAAUUUGCUCCCAAAAGCGUGGCAAUAAUUGGUCAUUCUAUGGGUGGCCUCGUUGCAAGAGCAUUGCUUACACUGAAAAAUUUUAAACACGAUCUGAUCAAUCUUCUUGUUACACAAGCCACGCCUCAUGUUGCUCCUGUGAUGCCAUUAGAUCGUUUCAUUACAGAUUUUUAUAUGACUGUAAAUAACUAUUGGAUUCUAAAUGCUAGACACAUAAAUUUAACCACGCUUUCUGUAGCUGGAGGAUUCCGGGAUUACCAAGUUCGUUCAGGACUGACUUUUCUACCAAAAUUAAGCGAUCAUACCAGUGCCUUAUCUGUUGUGAGUUCAGCAGUGCCUAAGACCUGGGUCUCAACAGACCACCUUUCCAUUGUAUGGUGUAAACAAUUGCAAUUGACUACAGUUCGAGCCUUCUUUGAUCUUAUUGAUGCUGAUACUAAACAAAUAACUCAAAAUCCCAAGAAGAAAUUGUCUGUUUUGAAUCACCACUUUAUAAGACACCCAGCAAAACACUUUGAGGAAAAUCCGUCAAUAAUUUCUGACUUAACAGGGACAUCUAUGUGGGUGCCAGUAAAAGUGUCUAAGUGGACCUAUGUGGCUUACAAUGAAUCUGAUAAGAUAUAUUUCACUUUUCCCCUUGCAAAUCAUAGAAAAAUCUACACUCAUGUCUAUUGUCAAAGCACUAUGCUGGAUACAAAUAGUUGGAUUUUUGGCUGCAUAAACAGCACUUCUAUGUGCCGGCAAGGAGUUGAUUUAUCAUGGAAAGCUGAACUGCUGCCAACAAUUAAGUCUCUGACAUUAAGACUCCAAGACUAUCCAUCUUUGUCUCAUCUUGUUGUUUAUGUACCAUCUAUUCAUGGAAGUAAGUUUGUUGUAGAUUGUGAAUUCUUUAAAAAAGAAACGAGAUCCAUACAGCUACCUGUAACUCAUCUUUUUUCCUUUGGAUUGUCUUCAAGGAAAGUGAUAUUAAAUACAAGCGGCCUAUUCUAUAAUAUAGAGCUUCUGAACUUUGGACAGAUAUACCAGGCUUUUAAAAUCAGCGUGGUGAGCAAGUGCUCAGCAGUCAAAGAAGAAAUUACUAGUAUCUAUAAACUUCAUAUUCCCUGGUCUUAUGAAGAUUCACUAACCAUUGCACAGGUUCCAUCUACCACAGAAAUUCCUGUGAAACUCCAUAUUGCUCAGCCAGAAAAUGACAGCCAUGUAGCAUUGUUAAAAAUGUACACAUCAUCAGACUGUCAAUAUGAGGUGACAGUUAAGACUUCCUUUUCACAAAUACUUGGACAGGUAGUUAGAUUUCAUGGUGGAGCUCUUCCUGCUUAUGUUAUAUCCAGUAUCCUUCUUGCUUAUGGAGGACAGUUAUAUUCUCUUUUCUCAACAGGUCAUUGCUUAGAAUAUGCUACUAUGUUGGAUAAAGAAGCCAAACCAUACAAAGUUGAUCCUUUUGUAAUUAUGAUUAAGUUUCUGUUGGGAUAUAAAUGGUUUAAAGAAUUAUGGGAUAUGUGUUUGUUACCGGAAUUAGAUGCCAUCGUUUUAACUAGUCAGAGUAUGUGUUUUCCCCUUGUAUCCUUGAUUCUUUUUCUGUUUGGAACAUGUACCGCCUACUGGGGUGGCCUCCUUUCCUCUACAUCUGUGAGACUCCUUUCUUCAUUGUGGCUAGCUUUGAAAAGGCCCUCUGAACUUCCUAAAGAAAUCAAGAUAAUAUCACCAGACUUGCCCAUUUUGACAAUUGUUUUGAUUAUAGUUAGUUGGACAACUUGUGGAGCAUUUGCCAUACUUCUUACUUAUUUUUAUUAUAUGUUUAAGAUUGUUCACCUGCAAGCCAGCCUAACAACUUUUAAAAACAGCCAGACUGUGAAUCCCAAACACUCUAGAAGAAGUGAAAAAAAAUCCAAUCACCAUAAAGACCCUGCAGUACACCCGCUCCGUUUAUCUGCCAAUGAUGCUGAAGAUAGUCUUCGUAUGCACAGUACUGUGAUGAACUUAUUAACGUGGAUUGUAUUACUCAGCAUGCCAUCUUUAAUUUAUUGGUUAAAGAAUCUUAGAUAUUACUUUAAACUUAAUCCGGAUCCAUGUAAACCUUUGGCAUUUAUCCUUAUUCCAACUAUGGCACUUCUUGGGAAUACUUACACUGUUUCAGUAAAAUCAAGUAAAUUAUUGAAGACUACUUCACAGUUUCCACUUCCUCUGGCUGUUGGUGUGAUUGCUUUUGGGUCGGCACACUUAUACAGGGUUCCAUGCUUUGUCUUCAUUCCUCUUUUACUCCAUGCAUUAUGCAACUUUAUGUAAGAUUGGAUUUGACGAGUAAUGAUGAUAUAUGCCUUUAGGGCCAGUAAUAAGAGGGAAUGUACAGAUCCACCAAUGUGGACAGCAAGAUCCUUUGGAAAAGACAAGUCUAUUUUUACAAUAUUAAAAAUAGGAAAUUAGUUUUGUAAUGCUUGAGGAAAGUAGUUGAAGCAUGGUUUUGUUUGUGGUGUUACAUCUGUGUAGUUUUUGAAAAAUUAGUCGAAGAAUAUGAUGGCCACUGUCCUUGAGGACUCCUCUGCAUAGCAGCUAGUCUGCCUGAUUGGCCAUGCCAGGGGUAUUCUCCUGAACACUCAGUAAAUGUAGCAUUGCUUGUGUCCUCACCUCAAGCCUUCUGUUCAUUUCAUCACACUUUCUUCUGAAAAGUGGGUUACUUUGUAUUUGACAGUAUACAUAUUGAAAAAAAUAAGUCUUAAAAGAUUAAUGAAAUUUACAUCUGUUUGGUUUCUCAAAAAUAAAAUAGCCACAGUCUGUAGACAGUUUUGACAGCCACAGUGAACAGAGUAGGUAUUUUGUUUUCUUACAACAUGAGAAGAAAAUUUUAAUUCUAAGGAGACAUGUUUUCUUGGUAACCAAGCAAGAAUGAUGAAUGGAAACAUAAUUCAAAUUCAAAAUUUAGGGGAAUUUUCUUAUUACUUUUCAAAUAAGAAUCUUGUUUGGUAUUUUUAGUGAAUAUUAGGAGACUAUUAAAGGGAUCUGUUGCUAAAUUUAAAGAAAAUUCUCACAGAUAUUUACUUACUGGCAUUGGAGCAGUUAAGUUGUUCAGUCUGUACCAUUAUUUAGUUCAUUGACCCCGUGGUUGCCAAAAGUGCCUUGGGUCAUGAUGGAUUGUCUAAAAUAGUUAUGUUCCAGUGAUCAGGAAAAACUCUAGAUUUGCAUAAUUUUUUUCUACUGUGGGGAAAAAAAUCAGCAUGAUCAAGUGCAGUACCACAUUUGAUGUAUAAAAUUAUACUAUAGUGGAGUAAUAGUGGACAAACUGCUACCCCAUUAAUAAGAUAAGUAUAAACAAUAUACCUAAAAAAUGGGAGGACUUAGGCCCUAGAUUUAAUAGUAGAGUCUUAACUUGCCAAGGUCAUUACUGUUUGACAGAUAAGAGAGUAAUAUUUCUAUUUCAUUUCAGAUUCCAACUCACUUUUAGCUACAAAAGAGUAGGAAAUAGAUAAUAGAGCUAGGUUUCUUCUCCUUAAGAUAGGUCAUACCUCAAGCUGGGUCAUACCUGGGAGCUCUUCCAUUAGUUAUAUAUGCUUAAAUAUCCAAAACCUCUCAAGUAUUGUCCUUAAGUCCCAGUAACUCCACAGCUGCACCUGUGACCUUCAAUUCUUAGAUGUCCUAGAGUACCAGGUUCAUUUUAUCUGCCAUUGCAUCUGGAUUCCAUUAGGCCUUUCAGUUGUUACUGCCUAUUGGAAUGUUAUCCCCACUUUACUACUUGUAGAGGGUUACCUCAUUUCUUCUCUCAGUUGUUCCUCAGGUCCUUGCUGUUUUGGCAUCAUUUGAAGAGGGUUUUGCUGUCAUCUCUGAGUAUCGUAAGUUUGUUUGAUUGCAUUGCUUUCUUUCCCAGCUUCAUGUUCACUAUUUAUAUUUUCACUUACUGAGAUCAUUAAGGGGGAAGUGAUAACCUCAUGGUAGACAUGGCAGGCAUACCAGGCUCUUGUUUGAGAGAAGUAACAAAAGAGAUAAAAUGCAAAAUGUUUGUGUGUUUAAUACAAAUGGACAGGGAAUUUAUUAAAUUAUAUACUUUGCUAUGGCAUACCAUAUACAUAUUUAAAUAAGGACACAUGUGCCUAUGUUUAGCUAUACAAAUACUCAUAAACAACUUCUGUACAUUUGGUGUCUUGUUUUUUCACCUCUAUUAUGGUGGUAUUUCAAGUUACAGGUUAAGUGUGUCCUUUAACUAUUUCUAAAUUUGAACUUAGGUCCAUGUACAGAAAGAACUUUUUAGAAUUCAUUAAUUUGAAUCUUCUACCUUAUCAACAGCUAUAAUCACUAUGUUUAUAUGAUCUAAAAUCUCCCUGUUUUAGUCAUUCCUACUUGUGAAUAAAAUGUAAAGAGUUUAAAACUCUCAUUUGUGACCAGUGCAUUAGCUUUUUAAAGCAACAGACUAGGCACACUAAUUGUCACCAAAAUAUUUUCUUGUGAGUGUAGUUAUAGUCAAGUCCUAAAGUCUUUUUUUAUUCCAACAAAAUAUUUCAUUUUAGGACUAUAAAAAGGACUCUAAUUAAACAUGUUGUAAACAAUAGUACUUGGGUCUUUAUGUGAAAUGGACAGAUACACACACAUUUUGACAAGGUCUUUAUCAAGUCCUAAUGUACUUUCAACCCAAGUAACUAUCAGAGAACAAGCUGUCUGAAGAUUAGCAACAACUGAUGUUUCUGUCAUUUGAGGAAAGGAAAGUACUGUGUCUUUAAAUAAUACAUUAUUUCUACCACUCUUACAAACUAUGUUAUUUGCUGGCAAAACAGCACAGGUUUAUUAGCAGUGUUAUUAAAAGUAAAAUUGUUUAUUGGAAGUUAAGGAUUAUCUAAUUUAGCAAACUUCUGAGCUCUACAUUUAACAACAUUUUAUUUAGAAUUGUUUGAGGGUUUUUGGUUUGUUUUUUUUAUUUCUUGCCACCCCAUGGCAUAUGGAGUUCCCAGGUCAGGGACUAGAUUUGAGCCAUACUUGUGGCCUAGGCCACAGCUGUGGCAAUGCCAGAUCCUUAACCCACCAUGCCAGACCAGGUCUCAAAACUGCAUCCUGGUGCUUCCAAGACACCACUGAUCCCAUUGCACCACAGCUGGAGCUCCUAGAAUUUUUUGAGUUUUGAAUAGCCUUUAUACUUAUAAAAAUUACUCCUGGACCAUAUUGUUGAUAACUAGAUCAAAUAUAGUCUGGACAGGACAAACACUGAGUACUUUUAGUGUUUCUAAAGAUUCUUUUGGAGUUAACUACUAUUAUAAUUUGGAAAAGAUACUGUAAUAGAAAUCAGGAACACUUUUCUCUACAUUUUUUACACACAUUCUGGUAGCUCUUUUCUUUUGUCAGAAUGAAAAUAUUAAAACAGUAGUCCUAAAAAAAAUUUAUGCCUGAUUAACAUUAAUUUUGGGUCACUUUAACAUAUAUUAAAUCAUGUAUUGGCUAAUCUUUAAUUUUUUUUCAUAUUUUGGUGAGAUAAAUUCACAUGUAUAUAAUGGAGUAUGUUUUGUUUCAAUUACAUUAUAAUAUCUACAUGACUACACAGUAAGGAAUAAGAACUAAAGAACUCUAAUAGGCCUAGCAAAUGCUUGUUGUCUGUUAUCCUGUCACUCCUACAGAUGGUGCACAUGUCUCUCACAUGCACGUACAUGAGGCAGAUUACCUGAUUUGUUCACUAUCUAGUUUCUAAACUCUUCUUAGCUCACAGAGACUUUUGACUUACAGCAUGGUGUAUUCUUUUUACCUCACUGCUCAUUAGCGCCUCUUACAGAAGGUGGUCAAGUGAAAUAAAACUCAGUAAAGGUAAAACUCAGUUUUCAGUUUAGUUCUUGAAAGCUGAGGAAUACAGAAGAGACACAAAGAUUAUGAGAUUUUAAACUAAGGUUGUUGAUUCCCAAAUCCCCAGACAUUUCAGCUGGCCUAUAUUUUUAUCUUAAGCAUUAAGAUCUGAAAUACUGUAAUUAUCUUGUUUUAUCAUGAGGUUUAGUAUACAACCUUACAGUGUUGCAUUUGCAGUUUUAGUAACUUGUUAGUUUCAGGAUCUUCUAUGAGUAAGGCAUUUAUUGAUUUUUUUUUCAUCAUCACUUUUGGGGUUUUUUGUGUUUCAGAUUUAUGAACUUAUAUAUCAUAGGAAACAAGAUACCUUGUGAAGUUCAGGGCUGGGGAGUUAAUUUGGGGUGCAUGGCACUCCCCAGGUUAAAGGAAGGCAAAGUAUCUUUGUAUUAUAAAAUUAGACCCAGAUAGAAACUUCCUGCCAUAUAAGGUAAAUGUAGAAGAUACUUAUACGAAACAGUAAGAUGCUUGAGAGCUGAAAUUUUAUCCCAGUUUUUGUCUUUUUAGGGUCGCACCCAUGGCAUGUGGAGGUUCCCAGGCUAGGGGUUGAAUCAGAGAGCUACAGCUGCCAGCCUACACCACAGCCACAGCAAUGUGGGAUCCAAGCCACAUCUGCAACCUACACCAUAGCUCGCCGCAACAGUGGAUCCUUAACCCACUGACUGAGGUCAGGGAUUGGACCUGCGUCCUCAUGGAUACUAAUUGGGUUCAUUACCUGCUGAGCCAUGACCAGGAACUCCUAUCCCAGUCUUUUUGAACACAGGACAUUUCAAGUUCUGUGAUGAACUUUUAUUUAUAACAUAGUGCUCAUGCAUUCUUUCACAAUACAUUUUAACAGCCUGAGGAAAUAGAAGGUUUGUAAAGCCACUCUCAUUCUUUUAAUAAGGAUGAUAGGAAAGAAAAAUGAGGUCAGUAAUCCAAAUCCAAAUAUGUGUACUGUAAAUAUUCAGGAAUUCACAUUGUUUGAUAAAUUAUAUUGUGAAUAUAGAUGGCUGAAUUUUGUAUAUUAAUAAUUUUAAGAAUGGAAUAAAAUUUGGACAAGUGAGAAUAGACUGUUAUUUCACUUACAGUGAAAUGUAGCAGUACACCUGAAUUGGUAACAUCACUUUCAAAAGUUAGAUGAUAGUCUAGGUUACAUCUUGAUUACAUUGUCUAUAGUUGAAAAUUUUUAAAUCAAGUACAGUACUUUCUAAAAAUGUUUGGCAUGUUAUGGUGCCAAAAAUGACUGUGUUUCGAAAUACCAAGUAACCAGUUAAUUUCAGAUGACUUUGUAUAGGGCUUGAUAUAUGUGAGUCAGAUUAUUCUGUGCUCAUUCUGUACAUUGUAACUUUGAAUACUUAUGAAAAACUGUCUCUGUUGAUAUAUUUUGAUUAGUUAGUAUAAAUUCAUUUCCAUAGUUGCAUCCUAAUCUUAGUUCAGGAAGUCUAAAAGUAGCCAUUUUUGUAAAGUUCAUAUAAUAUUUUUUUUAGUGUUAUUUUGGUUUUUAGUACUUAUAUUGUAGAAAUGUUACUAGUAAAAGAUUUAUAGACAAAGCAGAGGACUAUUAACUGUUCAAAAGCCUAAGUGAUAGGCAUAUUUUGUAUCUCAUGUUGUGCUUGUUUUGUUUCAUAUUGGACUUUUUCCAUCCUUUUUUAGGAAAAAAAGACAUGUUUGAAUUUUUUUAGCUUAAAAACUCUACAUUGGAAAAUAGAACUGUAUUCAUAUGGUUAGCAAAACAUACUUUGCCACCAAAGCUAAAUGAAACUGUAAAAUACCUCCAGAUAUUUGUGCCAAUGAACUUUUCUUACUAUAUUGGGAUUAAAACAAAAAUAAUCUUUUCAGUAUUUUUCAUCUAGGACUUAUAUUAAAUAUGUCACUCAUCAAAACUUAUAUUCCAUACCCUAAUUUUUCUUUAAACUAUGUAAAGCUUAUAGCAUAGUGUGUUAUAUCUUGACUGAUUUCUGGAAUGUUUUCUGGUUUCAUUGAAUAAAGUUAGUUUACCCAGUAACGAUCUUUCAGUAAUUAGUUGAAAAAAUCAUUUAAGUAAUCUUGGUUUGGAUUCAUUCUAUAAAAUUUUAAAUUCUGUUGCCCAGAUCAUUUUUAGUACAGUCAUCUCUCAUUUAUGUAAUAGAAGGUUUACUGUGGAAUUUUUUUGUUUUCCAGUCAGUCCCUUUAUACAGUUGUGUUUCAUAGAGGAAUAUUAUCCACCAGAACGUUACAUAAUACAAUGAAGUAAAAUUGUAAGAUGCAGCUUAAAAGAAAUGUUAUAAAAAAAAAUCAGAAUGCAGAUACUAAAGUGUUAACAUUAGUAUGGUAGUGUACUCCUGAGAGAAAAGCAGAAGUACAGUAGACUUAGAAACUCUUGUGUUUAUCUGGUUGAAGUUCUUUAAUUUCUCUCCUAGAGAAAUUUUCAAAGGGCAUUUCAUUUCAGUCCUUCAUAUUGUGGUUUCUCCCAUCAUUUAAUGUCACUUAACUUUUUCUGCCCAGUAAUGUUGAUGCAGUUUGCAUAAGAAGCCUUAGAAGUAAAGAGGCAGCAGAGAAAGCCAAGUAUUAAAAUAUUUGGCCUUGAUUUAGUUUAUCCAAUUAUCUGGUAAGGACAUGGAUAUUAGUAAAAAGAUGAUAUACAAGACCUAAAAAUUUAAUGAACAUCAUUUUUUGCUCUAAGUUGUUUAUGUUGAAUAAUUUUAUCCUAAGUAGGAGAUGCUUGUAUUUAACAUAACCAUGCUUUCUAUAAAAUCAAAUAUGUAUUUGUUGGAAUAUUGGUAAAAAUAAUUUUAUCUGUCUCCAUUGUGGAGGGGGGAAAAAUCCAAUUUUUAUUGUAUAUACAUUAGAAAGUUGUACUGUGCAUUUACAUUUUUGAAAAUGUGAAAAUGACAUAUAUAUUAUUUUGAAAUGAUUGUAUGACCACUUCUUAAACUUAUGACUAACUAUAUAUGUAGCAGCACACCCAUAAGAAACCAGACCAAAACUGAAUGCAUAUUAUCACUGUGACCUUGAACUUACAGUCAUUUGGGAUAAAACAGACUGUGCCUUAAAAUGAUGAAGAGAUGCCCUGCAGUUUUAUAACUGUAUAUUUUAUUAUGGGUGGUCUUCUCAAAUUGGCCCCAAGUCCUUUUAGUUGAGGUCAAUGAAGUAAAAGUUUAAAAUAAAAGUUGAUUGAUAUUUCCCUUAGUGUUUGCUGAACUGUUGCUCUAGAGUCUUCCCUUAAUUUCAGAGUUCCUAUUUCAAAUUAAAAUUGACUUACACUUCAUAGAUGUAGAAAAUUAAAUUUGGCUUAAGUUUCUGCAAAUAAAUUUAUUUUAGUAGACAAUUGUACUUCUGAACUUAUUGCACAUGGGAAAAUCUUAAAUAUAAUUUUUGUCUUUAAUGAGUAAUCUUUCAAAGACAGGAAUUUUUCCCUAAAACCUGUACUUUUUCCCUCAAAUUACUGAGGCAUGUAUUUGUGUAUCAAAUAAAGUUAGGUUAGCCAAUAAUGAUUUUUCAGUAGUUAAAUACAAACUCAAAUUCAGCUUUUUAUUUUUAAGCAUUAUUUUCCCUUUUACUUUUUCCUUCCUAAUUAUUUUUAAGGUAUCAAGAAAGAACUGGCUCCAGUUUUGGGUGGGGUUUUUCUAAUAUAAAGACUUGCAUUUUUACUGUGCUUAUUUAAAAUAAUGGAUAUAAUUUCUGUUAAAAACAAAUUAUUCCAGUCAUAGGACGUUCAUGGUCUCUGCUAAAAGAUGCCCCCAUCUCUGUGUACUCAGAAUUUUAUGUGUCUUUUUCAUUUUCAGUUUUGAACAUAAACUCAGCACAUUUCUUUCUUCUCAUUUUACCUUCAGUACCUCCCAUAAAAGACAAAAGUAUAGGUUUCUCUAAAAGUAUGUAGAAAGAAAACAUGUCUUUCCUUAAAGCAUGGUCAAAUUGAGGUGGAAAUAGUCUGGGCAAGGGUAUGUAAUAAACUACAUGGCUGUCAACCUGGAUCAGUUUCUAUAUUAUAGUUAAAAGUUUAUAGAGGACAUACUCUGUGUUAUGCUGAGGUAGAUUCAGUAAUCAUUUAUUUGCAAAUCGAUAAUUUUGUUCUCAUCCAGAAAAUUCAGUGCAUAGUAACAGUACCUGACAGUGCAAAGGAACUUGUCCUAUAGUAUAUACUGAAAAAUGAUUGUCACCUUGCAGAUUUUUCCAUUUAAACAUGCAUGAACUUCUCCAGUACUUUGUACAAUGUAUGGUGUACUAAAUACAUUUGUGUAAUUUUGCGUGUGUUUUUUGUAUGAUAUAAUUAACAUUACUACAUUUAACUGGUUGUAAUUCACAAAAAGUGCUAUUUAUUGUACUCUGUAGAGUGUUGUGAAUGUUUUUCAUCUAUGUUUCAGCAUUAUGGUAUAGGUUUUAAUAGAUAAAUAUUUGCCUUCAGUCUCUGCUCAGGUAUUAAUGUGUAGCAAUUUUGGGUGCUUUCUUUUUAAUCCGUCAUAAUCUAGUGUUCUGAAUGUCCAAUAAAUUUGGUGAACAAGAA